Molecule: messenger RNA, 971 nt
Organism: Dicentrarchus labrax (European seabass)
Lineage: Eukaryota; Metazoa; Chordata; Actinopteri; Moronidae
Exons: 9
Coding region: 18-971 (317 amino acids)
Source: RefSeq, a predicted model, not a curated record
UACAUGAUGAUAUUAAUAUGCCACGUGGCAAGUCCUUUCGUCGCUCUGAGGCUGCUCGGAGGAGGGAGGCAGAGCGCGAGAAGGUUACCGUGGAACCUAAGUGGCCCAAUCGUGACUUUGUUCCUCGCCGUGGCACCGGUACACGCCAUCGUGUGAGGAAAUGGCCAGUUUCAGUCACGGGCCGCCAACACAAGCUGGUCAUCCCUGCUGAGUCUCCUGAUAAGAAGUUUGUUCUUAUUGUAGGAGCGUCCCAUCUGCGCUCCAUUGCAGACGGGAUUGUGCCGAUGCCAGAGGGAAUGCUUUCCUUUGGUGUCAUGUCCACACCGGGGGCCUGUGCGUCCGACCUGAGGACCGAGUUACGCAACGCUGUCGUACCUCGGACCCCGGACGCAGUCUGCAUCAUGGCCCCCAGCAACAACCUGACAGCCAGCCGGACCCCCCUUGAGGCAGGAGCUGACUUCCAGAAGCUCCUGUACAGUGCCCGCAGUCGUUGGCCCAAUGUCUUUGUGUUGGACUUUGUGCCACGUCUGACUGUUGAUCCUCAGCUACAAGAGUUCAUGCGUCAAGAGUUCCAUCGAGUGGCAGCAAGAAUGGGUAUCAAGUACUUCUCGUCUUCUGGCCACUUCCCUUUGAACAACUUGGACCUGUGGAGCCCAGAUGGUGUUCACUUGAGUGAUGGCGAAGGCAUGGUGGUCCUCACUCGUUUGCUGUGGGCUGCAGCUUACGAGUCACUGGAGGUGCCUGUACCGAAACCGCAGGCCGCUCCCAAGACAUCAUUGCCUGUUCGUCACGUCACUCCAAGGGUCGUUGUGAGGGGAGAGGUCAUCGUGCCUCGCCCCUCUAACCCUUACGAGUGGACGUCUGUGGAGAGGGGCAGGAAGAGGAACGUACCGGUACCUGAGGAACCUGCACAGUCCUCUGGUGCACCGAAAAAGAUGAAGGUUCAACAGCAGAUGAAAGAAAUUGUCUAA